AAAUCGACGCGACCAUUUCAUGACGGCAUGUUAACCUCUGACAAAACGAAAGACAAAACUUAACCACUACGAUCUUAUAUUACACAAUGGAGUAAGCAGUAGACAACAUGGAUCGUCAGGAUGACGAGAAAAAUCCGUCCAGUUCCUCCCAUGGGAACCGGAAAAGGAAGAGUAACAGGGUUAAUGAACCAGAUUUGAAACCUGUUCUAAAACAACACAAAAUGGCUAAUUCCGAAGAUGACGAGGUCUCUCAGGCCAUCAACAUGGAUUCGGACUCCGAAUCAUCAGAUUCAGACCGUGAAAUGGACCAGCCGUCACUUCUAGAACAGUUGAAGUCUAUAUUGGACAGUUAUCAAGACGCUCAAAUCAUCCGGGAGCUUAUUCAAAACGCUGAUGAUGCAAACGCCUCCGAGAUGCAGAUUAUCUACGUGAACGACUCCAAGGAAAAAUCACCAGGAGAACUUCAAAGUGGAUGUUAUUCUGAAUAUUUCAGGUCCCCUGCACUGUGUGUCUAUAACGAUGAGGUAUUCAAUGGAAAGGACUGGACAUACAUCAGAAGUAUUUACCGCAGUGGUAAACGCGAGAACGCCAUGAAAGUAGGCAGAUUUGGUCUCGGAUUCAAAUCCGUCUUCCACAUGACAGAUAACCCUGUCAUAAUAAGUGGCGAUCAGAUAUUGGUAAUCGAUCCUUUUCGGACAAAAAAGAAACUAGGAAAAGAUUGCCAUACUUUGAAAUUCAAGAAGCUUUGCAAAUCUGUCCAGAGGAAGCGCAAUUAUAGAGAGGCUCUUGUUGCUAUGAAGGCAUUGUUCGGCCAUUGUGGAUUUACAAAAGAGUCGUUGAAGGAUAGAUACCACGGCACAUUAUUUUGGUUUCCAUUCCGCCGCUCCCCCUCAGAGUUAUCCAGUAAAGUUUUCGAACAUUCUGAUGUUACAGAACUUGUAUCCAUGUUAAAAAAAGAUGCUCAUUGUUUGCCACUUUUUCUUAAAAAUAUCUCUCAUAUAUCUUUUUGUGAAAAAGGCACAUGUUCCACAUCGUUCUCGGUGAAACGCAUUGCGCUUGAUAACGAAGAGAAGAUAUCUUUCAACUUGAAUCUUGCAGCAUGCAAGGGCAAGCUACCAGAUGAGGAUUUGAAGGCAAUACUUCCUGUCAUAGUCACUGUAAAAGACGGCGAGAUAGUAAAGAAACAACGAUGGGUUCUGUGUAGUUAUAUAAAAGGCACGGAUGGUCUUUCCAAGGAGCUCACAGUGUUGAUUGAAAACAAGCAACUGUCGUACAGUCCUUUUGUUGGAAUAGCAGUUCCCGUCGAUAGCACGCCAGACAUUGAAUUUCGCGGCCAAGUUUUUUGUUUUCUACCACUUCCGGCUACAAGUGAAAAUUACACCGGCCUACCAGUACAUAUCAACGGAUUCUUCGCACUGAGCCAAGACAGGCAUCACGUUAAAUGGCCUACAGAUGAUCAGACCUACAGAGAAGAUGCCCAGACAUGGAACCGUUUACUGUGUGAAGAAGUGAUUGCUGAAGCGUAUACAUAUACUCUUGAAUACAUGAAGGGUUUCACAGUCAGGGAACAACGCAUUGAAUCUGAUAACCUAGUGUACAAAACGCUUCCUUCGCAAACAAACAUUCUAUCAAACUGGGGAAGCAUUGCGGAUCCCUUGUUCAGAAACCUGCAAGAUAGGGAUAUAUUUUACACGAAGAAUAAUUCGGGAAAAUGGAUUCAAGCAAAGGAUGCCGUAUUUGCUGUUUUGAUUUGGAAUUGUGAUGCAAUUACUCACAGGCAGACGGAACAAGUUAUAUUCAAUCUUCUGUUGGAAAGCGGAUGUAAUGUUGUGAAUGCACCAUUGCAUGUCGCAGAAUCGUUUCCAGAUGUACAAAGAGUAACACCGCAGUACUUGAGGGAUGUGAUGAGAGAAAAUCCUAUCUACACCAGCCUUUCAUCGAAGGACAAACUCUUACUACUGCAGUUUGUAUUAGCUGAUCAACAGUACUCUGAUCUUGGUAACCUUCAGCUUCUACCCCUGGAAGACGAUACUUUCUGUUUGUUCAACGGUAAAGAUCCCAAGUACCUUUGUACGGAAGAUGAGAUGAAAAUGUUUCCAGGCAUUGAACAGAAUUUCGUCAAGUUAUUUAUACCUAAAACGACAAGAAAUUAUAUGAAUGAAAUACAGAAAGAAGCAUCUUCAAGACAUGCUACUAACUGUCUGAGAAGAAUAAACAAGGAAAAUUUUCCAAGUUUGCUUAAAAAAACACUGUCUGCGAACGGAAAAUAUAGUGACUGUUUUAAUAUAUGUACUAAUCACAUAACAAUGCAAUGGCUCGACCGCAUCUGGAAAUACAUCGGUCAGCAUUUUGACACCCUGGAAACAUUCGAGCAUAUGUUUCUGGUUCCUGUAAGGAUUAAAUCCAAAUCCAGCCGUAUCUUGGAUAUGAUGUCUUUGAAAGGAAAGUAUGUAGUUGCUAUGUGUGGUGGGACCGAAACACUGGGCCAGAAUAUGAGAAACGCUCUUUCAAAACUGAAAAUAACCGUAAUCAAUCAUAUUCCAAAAGGUGACAGCUAUGAUGCACUGAUGGGAGCCUAUUGCAAAUAUCCAAAUAUAAAAGACGUAUUGGACCUUUUGGAAGGAACCGACGAUGUCCAUUUGACAAUAUGUCACUUCAACGAACGGUCCUGUCUCGAGGAGAAAAAAGCUUUGCUAGAAUUCCUGUCAAAAGAUCCUCACAAAGGAAAUCCAACAGUUGAUGAUAUGCUGCGGCAGUUGGAUAUUUUCCCUGAAACCUCGGACGUUAACAAUACCUCACAGUACACAUCCAUAAAUAAGAAUGGAAAAAUAGCUUGCAGAAACCUUAUCCCAGUUAAAUAUCCCUUUCCUCUUCUGCAUUUGGAAUCCUCACAAAAAAUUCUUGCUGAGCGGCUGGGAGCCAGUGAAAUAUCAGAAUGUAAACUAGUUGAGGAGAUCUUAAAUGUUAUUAUUCGCGGUUCUGACGAAUAUUCCAGCUCGAGCAUUGAGAAAUUCAUGAUACAUCUCCUCAAACAUCUUAAUGAAAUAAAAGGUGAUCACGACACUAUCCUCUAUUUGGGUUCCAGGAUCAAGUUCAUUGACGUCUCCUCUGCAAUAGGAGACACGAUUGUUGAAUCGAUAAGACAUUUUUUUGACCAUACCAACAGAAAUCUACAGGAGUUGUUCCAUUUUAACGAAACCAAAUUCGUCCCAUCAAGAUAUCGAAAACUAAAACUCAAAUCUGCACUUAGAAAAUUCGGAUUGAAAUCAGAAGAAGAUGUAGAAAUCGACGAUAUAUGCAAUGUGGUUGAAAUACUGGAUCGUAAGUGCCGUCAACAGAAAGCAACUGACAAGGAAAAUUUAAGAAAAUGUUCGCAACAGGCGAUGAAACUUCUGGAGAAGAUAAUCACACAAUCCGCUGACAGUUUCGACGCAUUAGGUCUGACCAAGUACCGUUGGAUAGCCUAUCUUAGCGAUAGACCAUCUCAUUAUCCGAGCGUACUACCAUGGUAUGGACAGCAGUUCGAAUCAAUUCUAUGCUCGCCGCAGGAUGUCGUCUCAACCAAGCAUCAGUCACUUUCAGCAUCAGUCAAAUGCAUUAUGGAAACAUCUUUUUAUCCUCGUCUUGCGGAAAUAUAUGGAUGGGACACUCCUCCAGGUGUUGAAAUAUGUUUAUUACAAUUGAAGGCUUUGAGAGAGAUAUUCUGCAUAAGACAAAAAGCAACGCUGAUGCACAUCGUAAAAGCCAUAUAUCUGCAAUUGCACGAGAGUAUUGUUACGUCAAGAGUCGAGGAGCUAACCUCAGAAUUUUUCGUUUGUACACAAGAAGGAUUUCAUCAUGCAGAAAAGGUAUUUGUAUCCUUUCCGACAAACGAGAACAUAUGUCUUGAACCGUUUCUGUACAAACUGCCCGUCGAGUUUUCCGAAUUCUCCGAAUUGUUUGUAUUGCAUGGAUCAAUAGCUGAACUCACUGUAAGUUCAAUGAAGUCCAUUUUAAUGACAAUCAAAAGAACAACGACCACUUCUACAGCUACGAGAGACAGAAAGAUGGUGAAAGAUAUUCUUGAAUGUAUAGUAAGCAUGAAAGAUGAUGAAGAGAUCUUGGAUGAUGUGCUGGUUCCUGUUAAAUCGAAUAACGCUAGUUUUGACCUAUAUCCGGUUAAAGAUUGUACAUUCUUUGAUAGUGAUUCCAGCUGGCUGCAUAACAGUGAAGUAGGAAGUACUAUCAGAAGCGUUCAUUCCGAUAUCAGUGCUGAAUUAGCAGAAUCCCUUGGAAUCCAAUCGUUCACUCAGAGAUUUAUGUCCGAGGGAGGGACAGAAGAAAUAUAUUCUGCUUGCGGACAGUCAGAGCCAUUAACAACAAGACUGAACAAUAUAUUGGAAAACUAUCCAGAUGGCCUGGCUGUGUUUAAGGAGCUGGUUCAAAAUGCAGCUGAUGCAGGAGCUCAACGUAUACAUUUUCUUUAUGACGAAAGGCAAAAUAAGGAUGCCAGAUCUGGAUUAGUUGACGUUAACAUGGCAGAGUGCCAAGGUCCAGCAUUGUGGGCUUACAAUGAUGUACAGUUUACUGAAAGCGAUUUCCAAAAUAUUAUCAAGCUUGGCGAUGGGACAAAGAAAAGCACAAAACACAAAAUUGGAAAAUUUGGACUCGGAUUCUGCGCCGUAUACAAUCUGACCGAUGUUCCAAGUUUUGUUAGUGGAAACUCACUGGUAAUCUUUGAUCCUCAUACGACUUACCUUGGAAAGGCCAUCAAGGACAAAAGCAGUCCUGGAAUACGGUUGACCUUCACAGAAAAAAGUUCAGGUAUUCUCAAGAUGAUGAGGAAUCAAUUCCGUCCAUACAACAACAUAUUUGGAUGCGAUUUGUCGGGCCACACAUUCCCGCCUAAGUUCAAUGGUACACUUUUCCGAUUCCCAUUACGAACUAAGCACCAAGCAAUAAAAAGUGCGAUAAAAAACACUCCGUACAGCAGAGAUGAGAUGAUCUCUCUUUUUCAUCUCUUCAAGAAUUGUGCUGGCGAUAUGUUGACAUUUACACAAAACAUGAAAGAAAUGAAAUUAUUCCAUUUGCCCGAAGAGAGUUUAAGCCCAGCGCGUGAUAUUAAAGCUAUUUUCAGCAUUGACAAAAAAGUAGUUAAGAUCAACCCAUUGUUUGAGAGCCCCGCUGGCAUCCAUGUCAUGCGGGAAGUUGAAAAGGCAUUCAAAAGAAAUAAAACCUUUGAAUAUCAUGAACUGUUAUCAGUGAAGAUGUGUAUGCCUAAAAGCACACUUCUAGAUGUUAGGAAACCCUUUACGAAUUCCUCGAAAUGGUUUGUUGCCUGGGCGUCAGGAAAUGGAAAUCAACUACUUGAACAUGCAUGUCGUCUGGAAAGCGAGGGUGCUCUCCCGCUAGGGAGUGUUGCGGUGUUCUUAGAAAAUUCGAAACUUACUGCGGUACCAUUUCCACAUAAAGAGAAACUACUAGGAUUCUACAAUACGAGCCAUUUCUUUUGUUUUCUUCCACUACCCUCCAAAUGCAAAUUGCCUGUACAUAUUAACGGAUGUUUCGCCGUAAGCAGUGACAGGAAAGGUUUAGUGAAAGGAACAAGUGACGAGAAAGGGGAAACAAAGAAUCAGAUUUGGAACCGAAUGGUCAUGUCUGAUGCAGUUUGCAACGCUUAUCUUUCUAUGUUGACCUGUUUAGAUAAAUUUGGAACUUCUCCUGAAAAAUAUGCAACCCUAUGGCCAAUAAGCAACAGUGACGCUGAAAGGGAGUCAUACUUGUCAAAUGCAUUUUUCGAAAAAAUCACCAGUGGCGACUACGAAGUCUUUUAUACGACAGAUGGGCGUCGAGCUACAUUUCGGGAGUCUGUAUUUCUUGACCAUGAUUUUCGCCAUGACAAGACCGUUGGGGACUACGCCUUCGAUGUUUUUCAAAAUAAGUUCUGUGGAAAAAACAUCCCGAUGGAUAUGUCAAAGGACGUAUACCAACAAUUUUGCACAGCAGGAUGUAAGGAGAAACUAGACCAGCAGGUGAUUUCCGUGGAGAAGUUCUUUGAGAAGCUUUUUUUCCCAAAUAUAAAUCAAAUAAAUGAAGAAAAGCGUGAUGCAUUGGUGAUGUUUAUAUUGAAAAAUAGACGGCUUCAUUUGCAGCAGUUGUUGAAACUGACACCGUGUAUUCCUGUCCGACAAGAUAGACGAUUGAGAUUUCCGAAUGAACUUGUGCGACCGAAAUCCGAAGUAUCACAUUUGUUCUUUGAAAGUGACGGACGGUUUCCAUCUGACUCCAACCAACCCUUUUGUAAAGAGAAAAUCUUAGAUGUCCUUGUGCAGUUGGGCAUGAUGGAUAGGACAAUGUCAGACCAAGUUGUUGUGGAACGAACAAAGUCUAUUGCCGAACUUCCUGACCAUAAAGCUGCCUUACAUCGCUGUCGAAAGUUACUGGAAUAUCUGUGUCGAGAACACAAUCAUGAGAAGAUCUUCGGUGAUUUGAGCAGUAUAGCCUUUCUACCAUACUUAAAGAAACCUAGCGAUUGGCCUCUCCCGUGGAGAACUGAAUGCUCCACAAAUAUGAAAGUUAUGUUCUUUCCUCCAAACAAAAUGUUUCUUCCAACACAUGUGAAACGAAUAGCAUGUUCCCAACCGAUAGUUGACGUUGAAGAAUUCGACAGAAAUAUUAAAGUUGGAAAAGUCCUUCAACUACUUGGAGUCAGACAGGAAAUUUUGAAGAUCGAUGUUGAAGCACAACUUUUAGCAAUCAGCCAAGUGCAUUAUAAAACUCUUACUGUCAAGCAAAAAACCCGAUUGCAUUCAAUAUGCAAUUCUGUAUACCAAUACUUGAACAACUCGCCUGAAACACUGACAAGACAAUAUCAAAAUCUCCCUAUAAUAUUGAUGUCUGAUUGUCUGAUACCUCCUAAGAAGGCAACGAUGGAAACGUUCGAUGGUAUCGACUGUAGUCCAGCAAUAUACCAAUUAGGCACGGCUGAUGUUGCGAAAUACACCAAUUUUCUCGAACUUGUUGGUGUUCAAAAAACGCUUUCGCACAAAAACGUUCUAUCGGCACUCGAGCAGAUCAAAAUGGACAACAAAGAAACAAUUCUUUCGGUAAGGAGUGUUGAAUUGACCGUAAAAUUGCUGGAGCUUCUCACUGCAAUGUGUGAGCGAUCAGGAAUGAUGCUUAGUUCCACUGAAAAGUCUCAAAUUUACGUUCCAGAUGAUUUAAACGUUCUUCGUCUAACAGAUGAAUUGUGUGUAGAUGAUGGAUAUCAACUCAAAAGACAAGAUUACAUGCAUUUCGUUAACAAGAAAGUAUCAGUAGGCAUUAUUAAGUCACUUGGCAUAAAAUCAAAGCGUGUAAAGCAUCUCAACAGUAUCAAAGGAAGCAUGCCAUUUGGACAAAAGGAAGAAUUAGUGACACGACUGAGAGGAAUCCUGGAAGAAUAUCCCCGAGAUGAGACAAUAUUGUAUGAAUUGUUGCAAAAUGCUGAUGACGCAGGAUCAAGUGAGAUCAUGUUCUUUCAAGAUAUGAGACAACACGAAACUACAAAAGGCAUUUUUGGAAAUAAGUGGUCUGAAAUACAGGGUCCUGCCUUGUGUGUUUUCAAUGACUCCUGUUUCUCUGUUGAAGAUCUUGAAGGCAUUUGUAAACUAGGGAAAGGAUCCAAAUCUCACGACCCAUUAAAGACCGGUCAAUUUGGAGUAGGAUUUAAUGCAGUUUAUCACUUGACAGAUGUACCUUCUUUUAUCUCAAAAGGCCCGACAACACCAAAUAAUGGAACGUUCUGCGUUUUUGAUCCUCAUUGUUAUUUUUGCCAGGCAAACGACAAUAAUCCUGGAUUGCAGAUUCCUGAUUUGAGAGAACUGGAAGAGUCAUACCCAGGAGUGUUCGAAUGUUAUUUACAAAAAGAGCUUCCAAGGCAAAAGGGCACAUGGUUUCGAUUUCCUUUGAGAAACAAAAACAUGGCACCAUCUUCCCGUAUAUGUAACAAACCAAUGGACAUUGGUACAUUAAAUGAAUUAUUUCAACAUUUCAAGUUCAAUAUGAAGAAAUGCCUUUUGUUUUUGAGGAAUAUCAGAAAAAUAUCAUUAUUUGAGAUAGAUGAAGGAGGAAAUAUCAAAAUCAACCAUGAAGUUGAAUCUAGCCUUGACGAAAACGAUGAAAGUAACUUGAAAGAGUUCACCAAUAACUGCAACACAUGUACAAAAGCUUUAUAUGAUAGAUCGGUGCUCGUCGAAAAGAUUGAAUAUCGGAAAUGCAUAUACAACAUGACAAUUCAGGAAACUUUACAUCAACCUGAACACUGGAUCGUUGCUCAGACAUUUGGAUUCGACACGGGUACUAAAAUACCAGAGAUUGUAAGAUUAGCUUUUCAAUGCGGUGACAUGAUUCUCUCACCAAAAGGUGCCGUGGCUCUUUUAAAUGUAUCAAGAAAUAUACAGUCGACCAGCAACAAGGGAAAACAAGGUGGACAAGCAUUUUGUUUUCUUCCACUGCCCUUGAAAACAGGUCUUCCCAUACAUGUCAACGGACAUUUUGCCCUUAAUCAGACAAGAGGAAACAUGUGGGAUAAGACAUACAAGGGUGACUGGAACAAAUUGCUUUUCAGUACGGUGGUAUCGAACAGUUAUAUAAUGGCUAUUGAACAUCUACGCGACAACUUGCUUGAAAACGAUAUCAAUAGGGAAGGAUCUACUGUUGUGAACGUCAAAUCCAGAUUGGAGAAUUAUCACAACGCAUUUCCGCGAUAUGAAGAUGGAAAAACCGAUCUUAUCAAGGGAAUGAUAACUUCCUUUUUUUCUACUCUCUAUGAAAAGGAGUCCACCGUGUUCCCGGUGAUAUCGCCGAAUGCAACAUCGCUGUGGUGGGUUGCUUUGCAACAAAGGAGUCAAGCUUUUCCUGCUUGUUUUGAUAAUUUAAUUGAACAGUUUUUAUAUUCGACACAACUGAUAAAACCUCGACCACAGUCUGAUUCCAGUUUUAUCAUCGGAAAGAAAGAAGAAGAUCUUGAACGCGCUACAAAUGAUGCACGCUGUCUGUCCAGUGUUCUUAAAGGUAUCGGCAUGAAAUUACUGGAAUCACCAUUAUGGAUUCAUGAAAGUAUGCGUCAAGCAUUGCAACAGCCGAACAGCUUAAACUUCAGCCAAUUGGCAUUAAUCGACCAUUUGGUUAAUCCUAGUCAUGUCAUCCAGUUUUUAAAAAUAGGCAAAACUUCACCAGAUGCUUGCCGUCUGAAUGAUGUACACCGUAAAGUAACGGACACCCCUAUCAAAAGUAUUGACAACGUGAACCGUCUUCUACGAUACUGUCUUAAAGAUGAAGAUGAUUUCCACGAACACAAGGAUCAGCUACCCUUACUAGUGACAAAUGAUGCAAUCCUGCGGUGUUUUUCCUCAACUAGACCUGCUAUUUUGUCCCCAUUUUGUGAUCUUCUGCCGAAAUCGGCAAACAAGUUUGUGCACAGCGGUAUGGUCAAUGUGUUAACGAUGUUGCCUCUGAAGAAAUGCCAGUGUCUGAAAUCCUUAGAUCAGGACAGUUUUACACAAAUGUUAUCAGAAAAUUUUGACAAGGAAGCUCUAUCAGGAGAUAGACCGAUACCGUGGGAUAAACGUAUGCUAAGUGUUAAGUGGAUAGAAACACUCUGGCAAUAUUUGGAUUCAUUGGAAAGUAUUGACAUCGAUGUGAUGGAAAAUUGGUGUCUAAUCCCUGGAAAAUUGAAAACGACCGGAAGCCUUCGUCGCAACGACGUUUUAGUUCCAUUCGAUAGAAGUUUUAUUUUGCUGAACUGUUGGUCAUUUCAGGACGACGACCUGCGGAAUGUGCUUAUGUCGCUAAAUGUGCCAACGAUGCAUUCAUGUACCAAUUCGGCAAAAUUAAGAGGUCUAGUAGCAUCACAGAAGGAUCCAGUACGAUUGGUGCAGUGUCUUCAUUACCAUAGGGAUAAUUUGAAAAAUCUGACAGUAGAACAUGGCGAAAUGAUACUGUCAUACUUAUCUCAGAUGGAAACCAUUGAAAAGCUUAAGAAACCACCAUUCAGUGUCCAGAUGAUAAAAGACCUGACUUUGUUCAGAACUGUUAAUGGGAUUAACGUCAGUCUUCAAAGGGAUGCUAUGCGGAUUCUUAUUGUGAAAGAGCCGUCUGAACUUGUCAAAGACGGUAUUGAGUCUUGGUCCGACAAUUAUCAAUGUACUUUAUUGGAAGAAAACAAGUACGCGUUACCUUUGAUGUCCUACUUAAAUUGUAGUGAAACUGUUUCAGUUUCUGAACUGUACUGCAAACAUGUUCUGCCAAAUUUUUGUCAUCUUGAGCGCGCACAUCACUUAAUUCACUUGGAAUACGUGAGGAAUAUGCUUAGAGAUACCCCAGACUGUCCGUUUAAAAAAGUGUUGAGGACUUCAGAAUUCAUUUUCCAUGAUGGAUGUUUGAAACGAGCGGACUCCUUUUACAGCCCCCAUAACAGAUUAUGUAAGAGAAUGUGUGAUGAGUCCAUGCUACCACCCGAUCCUUUUGGAUGUAAGGAGUGGAAGACACUAAUGGUCAGCGCAGGAAUGAAAGAAAUAGUGUCAGCCGAUUUGUUUGUCCAGUUUGCCAAAAAGAUAGAAAGUGGUGGACAAUCUGAAGGCAUGACAAAGAACAUAAGAGAACAGUCUAAAGAGAUAGCUACGUAUCUCUUUGAAACAAAGGAACUUUACAACAACCCUGUAUUUCUGGAGCAAAUCAAAAACAUUCGCUUUGUAGAACCCGACUGUGUCAACCCUGCGUACCAACAAAUAUAUUCGCAAUUCGGAUGUGAGGGCUUGAUAACAUUUUGUGGCUCUGUGCACAGUUCUAUAACGGAACUCGUUUGGUCGACGACUCCUAUUUUGCCAGACUAUAUAAUGAGAAAUGUAAAUAAUGGCUUAGGAAUUCUGAAGGAGCCACCGCUGGUCAAUGUGCUGUCCCAUACUCACAAUGUUUUCGACUCUAUGAACAAAAUAUUACAUGAAAAGAAAACAGAAACAAGAGAUGUUCAUUCUGGAAAUGUAUUCGAUAAAUUGAUCACAACAAUUUAUAAAUAUCUUCAAGGUCAUUGUCUUUCUAAUCGUGAAACUAAACAAAUGCUGUCUGAAACGCCAAUCGUACACAUUAUGGAAAAGGGACUAUUUGUCACUGCAAGACAAGUAUCUAUCUCAUUUGACGGAAAGAAACCGAUUCCGCCUCAUUUGUUUCAGAUUCCCCUUUGUUAUGGACCAUAUCAGAAGCUCUUUCAAUUCCUUGGAACAACCGGUUCUGUAACUUUGAGUCAAUACGCGGAUGUAUUAUAUAGAAUUCAGUGUGAAGUCAAAUCUAACAUGCUUGAUCCUGAUCACUUAGAAGACGUGAAAACAGCAUUGCAUGAUUUGAUGUUGUUAUUAGAAGAAAAAGAGGUACCCGAUAUUGAAACUUCCAUGGCAGAUGUGGAAUCCUUAUAUCUACCUACCUGUGACAAGCGUUUGGUAAAAUCAACAGACUUGGUGUUUGUGGAUAAAAACAAACUUAAAAAAAGAGUUAUGCGAUGCAACGAUCAUAAUCUACAGUUCAUACAUAGUUUGAAGGCUUGCCACAACCGUGAAAAUAUAAUCAUGAAGUUACCCAAUCACUUAAAACCUAGAGUCUUGAGUUCAAUCGUACAGGAAGUACUCAUAUCCGAUUCGAAUAUCGCGAACGAUACCAAGGUAGAUGAAUUAGGAGCUUUUCUAGCAUCUGAGAGAUUUUUAAAUGUAAUUAAGGUAUUCGGCAAAUUCAGCGACGAAGAUUUCGACAGGUACCAUCAACAGCUAUUGAAUAUACAGCUUAUUUCCCUCACAGAGAUCAAAACAAUCCUUACGAUUGAUGGUAGAUAUAUUUCUGACACCGAAGCUGGUCAAGACUGUUUUUACACGACCAAGGAUGGUGUACAAAAAUUAUAUUUUGCGGAUAACACACAUGAAAUAAGUACCUGGUUAAAAGACAUUGGAGGAGAACUCUUUGGAACACUUUCCGACUGUUUGGACCAAAAAAUCUCACCAGAAAAAAUCCGUGAAGUGUUGGGUUUUCUAGACGAUCCAGUCAGAUUCCGAAAGUAUUGUGAAACUCAUUUCGAGGAGGAAGAAAGCGAAAAAGAUAUUUUGUUUUCGUACUUUCCGGGGAACCUGGUUCCGUUAGGGUUGCAUGAAUUACUUCAGAAUGAAAUUAGUCUUCUAAAGACAGGUGACCUUGUCGUCUACGAGAAGUUUGAUCCAACUGUAGAAGGUCACCAACAUGCUUUAAUGUCGAAUGCAAUAUACAUUUUUGUCAGAAUACUAAAGAUAGUUCCACAGGAUAGCCAAACCAACCAUCUUCUUCAGAAAUACGAAGUUAGUUUCGGCCAUGGUAGAAACGAAGUGGUAAUGGGGCUGCGGCUAUAUAAGGUUGUAUAUCCGGAAGUAACAACAUCUACUGAAUUAGUUGUACAUCAGUUUGGACAAGACAGUUUUACGCCUCUUAAUAGAAAUAAUAUCUUUCAUGAAAUCAUUUUUACUUUGUCCAAAGCUUGGCAACUAGAUACUGCGGACAGGAAACGGGUCAUGCGGAGGUUAUUACUGAUAUGGCACCCUGACAAAAAUCUCAUUAAAGGCGACCUACAUCAAGGGUUUGCUAAGGAGGUCACACAGUUUAUAUUUGAUAUCUGUAGGCGCCUUGACGAAGGCGAAGACUUUGACACUCCAAUUGCUGGAGACAGGAGAGAACCGAGAAGACGGCGAAAUUACGACGGAUGGAGCUAUGGCGAACGAUCAACAGAUUGGGUCGUUUUCGGAGACCAGGUAUCGUCAAUGUAUAGGCAAAGUCGUGAACACGGUGAACAAAGGCAAAAAGACGACCCGAAGAACCCACAACGUGCAGAGGGAAUAAGAUGGUUACGACAAGCUAGCAUGGACUUUAAGUGUGGAAUGAAUUCAUUAGAACUGAACAAAGGGACGUUGGGAGGUGAUAAUCUUGACAAAGUAGAUUACAACUGGGUUUGCUACAUGUUCCAUCAAGCUUGCGAGAAGGCAUGUAAAGGGUAUGUGUAUAGUAUUGAUGCGAAGAAAGUCCAGCGUUAUCACAACUUACGCUCUAUCAUUCCGUGGUCGGCCGGAAAUGAACAACUCAUUCAAUGGUUAGAUGAGAUAGAAACAAUAGCUGGAAGCUAUUUCAAAAUGCGUUACCCGGAUGUCCUAGACUAUCCUCGUAUUCCAGGAGAUUCAUAUUCAAAGGAACAAGCCAACAAAAUGAUGAAAUUGACAACUAAGGUAAUGGAGGAAAUCGAAGACAAAAUGUAACUUUCUAAGAUAUCAUGUGUCUCUAUCUGAUUUUGAUAAAGAACAGAGAUGCUUUAUAUAUCUAAUUUUAAAAGCCGGUGUUGAGGACAUUCAAAAGGAAAUUAUGGCGAGGUAUGUAAGGAAACCUCGUCGUUUGUAGUAUUUAUAUAUAAUUAUGUAAGGAUAUCAUGGCAAGGUGUACACAGAAAGUCUGUCAUUUGUAUAUAAUUAUGUAAGGACAUCAUGACAAGGUGUACACAGAAAGUCGGUCAUUAGUAUAUAAUUAUGUGAGGACAUCAUGACAAGGUGUACACAGAAAGUCGGUCAUUUGUAUAUAAUUAUGUGAGGACAUCAUGACAAGGUGUACACAGAAAGUCGGUCAUUUGUAUAUAAUUAUGUGAGGACAUCAUGACAAGGUGUAAACAGAAAGUCUGUCAUUAGUAUAUAAUUAUGUGAGGACAUCAUGACAAGGUGUACACAGAAAGUCGGUCAUUUGUAUAUAAUUAUGUGAGGACAUCAUGACAAGGUGUACACAGAAAGUCUGUCAUUAGUAUAUAAUUAUGUGAGGACAUCAUGACAAGGUGUACACAGAAAGUCGGUCAUUUGUAGUAUUUGUAUAUAAUUAUGUAAGGACAUCAUGACAAGGUGUACACAGAAAGUCUGUCAUUUGUAUAUAAUUAUGUGAGGACAUCAUGACAAGGUGUACACAGAAAGUCGGUCAUUUGUAGUAUUUGUAUAUAAUUAUGUAAGGACAUCAUGACAAGGUGUACACAGAAAGUCUGUGAAUUGUGAAGAACAUGGUUUUUAUAAACUAAGUUGAUGUAAGAAAUGACAUUCGUUUAGUUUUUAAGUUUUUAUAAACCACCAUUUCUUCAACAUUUUGUAAUUAUUAAAAAAAAUUGACGCACCUGGUUUGUAGAACUAAAUUGGUGUUAGAAAUGACUUUCGUUUAGUUUUUAUGUUUUUAUAAACCACAAUUUCUUCAAUAUUUUGUAAUUUUUUAAAAAAAAAUUGACGAACCCGGUUUGUAGAACUAAAUUGAUGUUAGAAAUGACAUUCGUUUAGGUUUUAAAUUAUAAACCACAAUUUCUUCAAUAUUUUGUAAUUUUUUAAAAAAAUUGACGAACCUGGUUUGUAGAACUAAAUUGAUGUUAGAAAUGACAUUCGUUUAGUUUUUAAAUUAUAAACCACCAUUUCAUGAAGUAUUGUGUAAUAAUUGAAAAAAUUGACGCACCUGGUUUGUAGAACUAAAUUGAUGUUAGAAAUGACAUUCGUUUAGGUUUUAAAUUAUAAACCACCAUUUCAUGAAGUAUUGUGUAAUAAUUGAAAAAAUUGACGCACCUGGUUUGUAGAACUAAAUUGAUGUUAGAAAUGACAUUCGUUUAGGUUUUAAAUUAUAAACCACAAUUUCUUCAAUAUUUUGUAAUUUUUUUAAAAAAAAUUGACGAACCUGGUUUGUAGAACUAAAUUGAUGUUAGAAAUGACAUUCGUUUAGGUUUUAAAUUAUAAACCACAAUUUCUUCAAUAUUUUGUAAUUUUUUAAAAAAAUUGACGAACCUGGUUUGUAGAACUAAAUUGAUGUUAGAAAUGACAUUCGUUUAGGUUAUAAAUUAUAAACCACAAUUUCUUCAAUAUUUUGUAUUUUUUUUUAAAAAUUGACGCACCUGGUUUGUAGAACUAAAUUGAUGUUAGAAAUGACAUUCGAUUAGUUUCUAAAUUAUAAACCACCAUUUUAUGAAGUAUUGUGUAAUAAUUGAAAAAAUUGACGCACCUGCUUUGUAGAACUAAGUUGAUGUUAGAAAUGACAUUCGUUUAGUUUUUAAGUUUUUAUAAACCAUCAUUUUAUGAAGUAUUGUGUAAUAAUUGAAAAAACUGACGCACCUGGUUUGUAGAACUAAAUUGAUGUUAGAAAUGACUUUCGUUUAGUUUUAAAAUUAUAAACCACCAUUUUAUGAAGCAUUGUGUAAUAAUUGAAAAAAUUGACGCACCUGGUUUGUAGAACUAAAUUGAUGUUAGAAAUGACAUUCGUUUAGUUUUAAAAUUAUAAACCACCAUUUUAUGAAGUAUUGUGUAAUAAUUGAAAAAAUUACGCACCUGGUUUGUAGAACUAAAUUGAUGUUAGAAAUGACAUUCGUUUAGUUUUAAAAUUAUAAACCACCAUUUUAUGAAGUAUUGUGUAAUAAUUGAAAAAAUUGACGCACCUGGUUUGUAGAACUAAAUUGAUGUUAGAAAUGACAUUCGUUUAGUUUUAAAAUUAUAAACCACCAUUUUAUGAAGCAUUGUGUAAUAAUUGAAAAAAUUGACGCACCUGGUUUGUAGAACUAAAUUGAUGUUAGAAAUGACAUUCGUUUAGUUUUAAAAUUAUAAACCACCAUUUUAUGAAGUAUUGUGUAAUAAUUGAAAAAAAUUACGCACCUGGUUUGUAGAACUAAAUUGAUGUUAGAAAUGACAUUCGUUUAGUUUUAAAAUUAUAAACCACCAUUUUAUGAAGUAUUGUGUAAUAAUUGAAAAAAUUGACGCACCUGGUUUGUAGAACUAAAUUGAUGUUAGAAAUGACAUUCGUUUAGUUUUAAAAUUAUAAACCACCAUUUUAUGAAGUAUUGUGUAAUAAUUGAAAAAAUUGUCGCACCUGGUUUGUAGAACUAAAUUGAUGUUAGAAAUGACAUUCGUUUAGUUUUAAAAUUAUAAACCACCAUUUUAUGAAGUAUUGUGUAAUAAUUGAAAAAAUUGACGCACCUGCUUUGUAGAACUAAAUUGAUGUAAGAAAUGACAUUCGUUUAGUUUUUAAGUUUUUAUAAACCACCAUAUUUUGAAUAUUUUGUAAUUAUUGAAAAAAUUGACGAACCCGGUUUGUAGAACUAAAUUGGUGUUAGAAAUGACAUUCGUUUAGUUUUUAAAUUAUAAACCACCAUUUUAUGAAGUAUUGUGUAAUAAUUGAAAAAAAUUGACGCACCUGGUUUGUAGAACUAAAUUGGUGUUAGAAAUGACUUUCGUUUAGUUUUUAUGUUUUUAUAAACCACAAUUUCUUCAAUAUUUUGUAAUUAUUGAAAAAAUUGACGAACCCGGUUUGUAGAACUAAAUUGAUGUUAGAAAUGACAUUCGUUUAGGUUUUAAAUUAUAAACCACAAUUUCUUCAAUAUUUUGUAAUUUUUAAAAAAAAAUGACGAACCUGGUUUGUAGAACUAAAUUGAUGUUAGAAAUGACAUUCGUUUAGUUUUUAAAUUAUAAACCACCAUUUCAUGAAGUAUUGUGUAAUAAUUGAAAAAAUUGACGCACCUGGUUUGUAGAACUAAAUUGAUGUUAGAAAUGACAUUCGUUUAGUUUUUCCUUUAUAUACCACCGUCAUGAAAAUAUUAUAUUCAAAAAUUGUGAAGCUUCUUUGUUGUAUCAAUUAAGUUGUUGUUAGAAAUAUAAGAGCUUAGGUAAUUGUAAUUAUAUACUACCGUCUUAAUCAACAUUGCGUAAUUCUAAGUUUUUCAUCUAUAACCAGCACCUUAUAGAAUAUUGUGUAAUUUUCGAAAAAUGUAACCCGUCCGGUUUGUAAAACUAAAUUGAUGUUAGAUAUUAAAUCAGUUUAGUUUUUUUUGCCCUUAUUAACCACAAUCUUAGUAAAUAUUGUGUAAUUAAAAAUGGUGACAAACCCGGUUUGUAGAACUAUAUUGAUGUUAGAAAUGACAUUGAUUUGGCAUUUUCACUUUUCAACAUCCAUCGCAACAAACGUGUAGUUUUCUAAAAUUGUUACCCAUCCGGUUUGUAUUAAUUAAUAUGAUGUUAGAAAACAAUAUUGAUUUAAUAUCUCUACAUACAUGUGUAAACCAUCGCCUUGAUAAAUAUUAAGUAAUAUUCUAAAAUUUUUACGAAUACGAUUUGUAUAAAUUAAAUAUAUAUUUUCAUAUCAUCAAAGAGGAGACAAAAAGAAUGAAUGAAAGUUAAUCAUUUUCGUUGAAGAAGGACAUCAAUUGUUCGCAAAGUGCCGGUACGAGUUCUUUCCACUAUACAGGAGAUUUCCAAAACAUGAAAAAAAAUAAUAAUGGAGAAUGGCCCAGGGGAGUUAACUCGCAUAAAAUUCAUUUUAGUUUCAUUCGGUAGUAUCGUCUCAAAUUUAUAUACCUGUAAACUUAACUGAACAAUGCUGUUGUACUUUGUUCUUUUGAAGAAAACAGGUUUCAGUGUAUACUUUUUCUGUGUUUUUGUUAUCCUUUGAUUAAUUUUGAGUUUUUACAGUUCAAUUGAUGGUAAAAUAGCAUUGAUCUAGAUUAGCUUACUGGUCUCUGAAACAUUUUUUGUGAUUUUUUUCUUCAGUGUCUGAAGUUGUCUGUUUUUUUAACCAUGUAGAAGAAUGUCAGUUAUUACAAGAACAACAGGCUAUGAAACAUUUUCGAAUUUUGUUUUUAUAUGUUUUGACGGAUUUGUAACUUUAUGUUACAAAUAAAGUUGAUGUGGUUUUGUUUGACGAAUAGUUACUGAAACAUUUUUAGUAUUUUAAAAACAUUUUAUCUUGAUAUCACUUAGAUACACACAUCUCUCCUACACAAUGUUUUUAUUUAAUAACAGUUUAAAAGAUAAAAUGUUGAUUUAUAUAAUAGAAACAGCUAUACGAAAUAAAAAAUAUUCUAUAAUCUUUCUUAAUCUGACAGAAACUCUAAGACCAUUUGAAAUAAAAUUUGGCGUAAAUUUAGUAUUUUUUAGCUUUACAAUUUAAAGUAGAAACAACUUAGAUGUAGAAAAUAGCUGUGGUAAACAUUUGUUGCAUACUGUGUGUAAAGAAGCGGUUUCGAAAUAAUUUUUUUGACUUUAUCUUUUUUCCCCCGGUUGUUUAAUUCACUGGCACUGUGUUUGAUUUACAAAAGGUAAUAUUGUAAUUAAGCGAAUGAAAAUUAAUGUAUUACUCGAAUAACAUUGACGUGUGAUAUGACACAGAAUAAGCUGAUCAAUAAUCAUGUUUUCUUCAGGUGAAAAAUUAUUUUUUUUAUAUGGUGAAAGUAAUCUGCAUGAUAUUCCUUUCUAAUACACUCAUUUAGGCAAUGAAAAUGAUUUAAUAGCCAAAAUUAAUUCUUCGUCUUUUUGUUUCGAAUUUUGAACAGCUUAACGUUCUAAAGUGUUAAUAAAAUUGCUCUAGUGAACGUU
Molecule: messenger RNA, 18383 nt
Organism: Ylistrum balloti
Lineage: Eukaryota; Metazoa; Mollusca; Bivalvia; Pectinida; Pectinidae
Product: sacsin-like
Exons: 9
Coding region: 108-13277 (4389 amino acids)
Molecular function (GO): Hsp70 protein binding
Source: RefSeq, a predicted model, not a curated record